Molecule: messenger RNA, 1647 nt
Organism: Sphenostylis stenocarpa
Lineage: Eukaryota; Viridiplantae; Streptophyta; Magnoliopsida; Fabales; Fabaceae
Source: the annotation of a GenBank genome assembly
AUGGCUGCUACCAUUGGCCUUGGCGCCGCAAAAACGAUGACAAUGGCAAUAGCAGCUAGGCACCUUCGCCUGAAACCUUACGCCACAACAACUGCACUUGCUUUUCUCUCACUCCACAAACCUCUAUUCAUCCCAUCCUCUCCCUUCUCCUUGCGCCGCCGUUCCUUCUGCGCCGCCGCACUUCGUACCUCCGACAACAGAGUGGAACAGUUCCGCAAGAAGCUUAGGGUUUCCGAAAUUAAAGAAGACGAUGACGCCGAUGUGCUCGGCCGCAACCUCGUCGUGCAGGGCUGGGUUCGCACGCUUCGCCUUCAGAGUAGCGUCACCUUCAUCGAGAUUAACGAUGGUUCUUGCCUUUCUAACAUGCAAUGCGUGUUGAACUCUGAGGCUGAAGGUUACGAUCAGGUAGAAUCUGGCUUAGUUACCACUGGUGCCUCCGUGUGGGUGCAAGGAGUUGUGGUGAAGAGCCAAGGAUCCAAACAGAAAGUGGAGUUGAAGGUCAACAAAAUAGUGCUGAUUGGCAAGAGUGAUCCCUCUUUUCCCAUCCAAAAGAAACGAGCCAGCAGAGAAUUUCUAAGAACAAAAGCACAUCUUCGUGCAAGGACAAAUACUUUUGGUGCAGUUGCAAGGGUUAGGAAUGCUUUGGCCUAUGCUACACAUAAGUUCUUCCAAGAAAAUGGGUUUAUAUGGAUCUCAAGUCCUAUCAUCACAGCUUCAGAUUGUGAAGGAGCGGGUGAACAGUUCUGUGUCACUACUUUGAUACCAAGUUCUCUAGAUACUACGGAUUCCCCUGUUGAUGCUAUUCCAAAAAAGAAUGACAGAUUAAUUGAUUGGUCACAGGACUUCUUUGGAAAACCAGCAUUCUUGACUGUGUCAGGUCAACUCAAUGCUGAAACUUAUGCAACCGCCCUCUCUGAUGUGUAUACUUUUGGUCCCACAUUCCGAGCAGAAAAUUCCAACACUUCUAGGCACUUGGCUGAAUUUUGGAUGAUUGAACCAGAGCUUGCAUUUGCUGAUCUUAAUGAUGACAUGGCUUGUGCAUCUGCUUAUCUCCAGUCUGUAAUAAGAUAUGUUCUCGACAAUUGCAAGGAAGACAUGGAGUUUUUUGAUACAUGGAUUAAUAAAGGAAUCAUUGAACGCUUGAGUGACGUAGCAGAUAAAGAUGUUGUGCAAAUAACCUACACUGAAGCGAUAGAUCUGCUGUCAGGAGCAAAUAAGAAAUUUGAAUUCCCGGUGAAAUGGGGCUGUGAUCUUCAGAGUGAACAUGAGCGUUAUAUAACUGAAGAGGCAUUCAAUGGAUGCCCUGUGAUAAUUAGAGAUUAUCCAAAGGAUAUUAAAGCAUUCUAUAUGCGACAGAAUGAUGAUGGAAGGACAGUUGCGGCCAUGGACAUGUUGGUUCCAGGGAUUGGUGAACUUAUUGGUGGAAGUCAAAGAGAAGAAAGGCUUGAGCAUCUAGAAGCUCGUUUAGAUGAUUUAAAGCUGAAUAAGAAUGCAUAUUGGUGGUAUCUUGAUUUGCGUCGAUAUGGUUCAGUACCUCAUGCAGGCUUUGGUUUGGGUUUUGAAAGACUUGUCCAAUUUGCAACAGGAAUGGACAAUAUAAGGGACGUUAUUCCUUUUCCUCGAACACCUGGCUCGGCUGAGUUUUAG